Molecule: messenger RNA, 1531 nt
Organism: Aphanomyces invadans
Lineage: Eukaryota; Oomycota; Saprolegniomycetes; Saprolegniales; Verrucalvaceae
Exons: 3
Coding region: 7-1245 (412 amino acids)
Source: RefSeq, a predicted model, not a curated record
GAUCAAAUGGCCACCCCAACGUGGGCAAAUGGAAGCGUCGUAGCGGUGACGCACGUCACGACGGGCACUUCCUUCCGUGCGCUUGUAGAGAAGGACAAAGCGGGGCCGAUUGUCACGUUCUGUAACCUAGACGCACCCUAUGAGAAGCUCAAGGUGUCCCAGAACGAUGGCGAGACGUCGUGGGGUGCUGGUGGUGGAAAGUUUGCCGCUUUCGUCGCCACGCCACUCGACACUGCCGGUACAACGGACCACGUGUUCACACUUCAGUUGUGUGCCAACCAGAAGAAAACCAACGCAAGCGACGGCAGUGAAGGAUGGUACCUCGGAGUCGUGCCCAGUGCGUCUACAUGUCGAGGCAUCCACCUCACGCCCGGUUAUGUCCUGAUCGGGAACGCCGCAGCGCAUUCGUUCGCCGUGGCAGAAAUCACUUCCCGUGCCCACAUGCAGCUAUCUGCGGCAACGGCAUGCAGCCUGCCACCUCUCACUCCAGGUCAAAUCGAUUCGUUUUGCCGAGACGGCUACGUGAUCUUGCCACGGGCUGUGCCCGUCCCUCUUGUCCAUGACGCCCUUCGCCGCAUCAACCACGAACUGGGGAAGCCAGGCAUGAUGAUUCAAGGCGGCGUGGAAGGCACAGCGAAACUCGCUGGCAAUACUUCCAACCACCCAGCCAUCCUCGAUUUGUACAACCCCCUACACGCCGCCGUCGAGAGUUUGAUCGGGCGCGGAUGUGUGGACCGGCCACAAGGGGCCCAGCUCGCCCUUCGCUUUCCCGAAGUCUGCGCUCCAUACCAGGUGCUGGGCACCGAGUGGCACACAGACGGCAUGCGGCAAGGCAAGUGGAAUCCGUUCACACUGUUGGUCGGCGUUACGCUGUCCGACUCGGCCAGCUCCACCGAGUGCGGCAACCUUCUUGUCUUUCCUCGCACCCACCACACCCUGCACAAGAUGCUGCAGUCCCCUUCAGACAAAGCGGACCUCCUGCGCGCAUGCACGGCCGCAGACAAAGCAUGGGGUCAAGGCCAAGGCCUCCCAGACCUGGGCCCUCCUCUGGCGUUGCGGUUGUCGCCUGGCGACGCUGUCCUUGCUCAUCCCAAAACGGCCCAUCGUGGCGGGCCCAACUUUUCUCCUCACAUUCGGUACCAAGUGUAUUUCCGCAUCAAGCACAAGGACCACGCCGCGCUGCAAACGCAGCUCGAAACGAACUUGUACGCCGAUUUGGAAGGAUGCUGGCCUGGCCUUGAUUAGUCCACAUGAUGCCAUCGUGGUAGCUGCUAGUUCACGGGGCAGUGUCCUCGAAAGGAUGGAGGGUGCACAGAGGUGGAUUUUCCAUGUGGUCGUUGACGACGGAAUGCAUCAAGAGCUGGCCCUCGCUCGACCACAAUCGCUGUCAACACAGUCGUGCCAUCUCGGCCAUCCAAAGCUAGCUAGAAUCGGAACACACGGGGCUGGACGGACUCUAAAUGUUUUGAGCACGGGAGUAGGUGCCAACCAAUACAUUGCAGGCCACCCGAGGCUUGCGAACCGGUAUCGG